UCAGAAAUUUUUAUUACAAAGUUCUAGCCUGAUAGUAGAUCGCUAUUACUAGAUUAAAUCUAUAACUAGAUAGUAAAUUUAGACUAAACUAGAUCUAAAUCUAGUUAGAUCUAGUGACCAUGAUGAUCUAGAGCUAUUAUUGAGUAUUAACAAAUUCACAUAGUCAUGAUUAUUCAUGAUAGUCAUAGUCAUAGUCUGUGUCAUAGACUAGAGCUAAAAGAGAGUACUAGUACUAGUAUAAAUUAGGCUUGACUGUUGGACUUUAUUUUAAUUACCAAUAAUGGCAAAUACAGCAUUUUAAAAUGUUAUGAUAUAAUAUAUAGAUGUAGGUGGUCUAAUGUUUAUUCAAGCAAGUACUAGAGUCUAUGAACAUAAAAUUAAAAUGAGUAGGCCCACAGCCAUUGCCACAGGGGAAGAAAAAACUAAUACUCUAUCAACUGAUGAAAUAUACGGAAGGAUAGCAGGUCAGGCUAUUAUUGCAACCUCAGCAGCUGAAUGGAGCUGUAAAAGGUGUACUUUGAUUAACCAACCAACAGUUUCUUCAUGCUCAGUUUGUAGGGCGCCUCGUCACUCACGUCUACCAACCUUGUCAGAUGUGGAUACAUGUGUGGAAAACAGUUCUGUCAUUGGGACAACAGAUAAGCAAAUAAUUGAUUUAACCCUGUCAGAUGACAACAAAAAUGCAACUUCUGAAUCUGAUAAAAUUGAGCUGCCAUCUAAAAGCUUAAAUACAAAGCCAAAAGGCUCAACAUCGAGUGACGAUUCAGCACAUAUAAUAAAUGUAGAUGAAGAGUGGAAGUGUAAACACUGUACCUUCAAUUGCAAUCCUGACUGGGAGAAAUCAUGCCAAAUUUGCAAAAAGCCAAAGACAUCCCCCCCAAACUCUCAGCGUAGCAGCAUAUCACCGCCCAGCCCCAUUGCCAUCAUAAAUGGCAAUGUCUCCUACACUCACCGUCCUAACGACCAGUCUCCCAUCCAACACCCACCUUCUCAGUCGACAUGGAACUGUUCAAAGUGCACUUUUACGAACACUGCUGAAAAAUCUGUUUGUAGUAUGUGCCUUAAUCCCAGGUCAUUAUCUGACCUCACCGCUUGGACAUGUGACUAUUGUACUGUUAUUAACAACCCAGUUCAUAACAACUGUACAGUUUGCUGUAUGCCGAGGCACCUUGGGAACAAAUCGCAGGUUGCUAAUGUCCCCCCAAGCUCACCUUCUAAUAAUCAUCUGAAGCAAGCUAGUUCUCCUGCUGAUCGUGCCCCAUUUGAGCUGCUUAGACAAGAAAGCUCUCUAGUGGAAGACAUUAGAAUUGUUGAGGAAAAAGAAGCUAGUGAACUCCGUCAGAGAAUAAUCCAACAUUGCAAAUCUACUGGUGACACGUUUGUUGAUGAUUCAUUUCCACCAGCACCUAAAUCACUCUUUCUUGAUCUGAAGAGACAAUAUUUUGUUCAAGAGACCCAAUCUCCAAACACGAAGCUGUCAGUCAGCAAUAUUCAGUGGGUGCGUCCCCAAAAUAUUGUAGUUCCUGAUGGGUUGAGAAUACCUUGGGUAGUUUACAGAACUCCAAUGCCAGAGGAUAUAUCUCAAGGAAUUCUGGGUAACUGUUGGUUUUUCAGUGCAUUGGCUGUUCUAGCUGAACGUUGCCACUUGGUAGAGCACAUUGUCAUCAGUAAAGAGAUGUGUAAGGAAGGUGUGUACCAAGUCAGGCUGUGUAAGGAUGGCCUGUGGAAGACUAUACUUAUUGAUGAUUAUCUUCCCUGCAAUUCCAAGAAUCUUAUUUUUGCUCAGGCAAGGAGAAGACAAUUGUGGGUUCCUUUUAUAGAGAAGGCAAUGGCUAAGUUGUAUGGUAGUUAUGAAGCCCUUGUAGCUGGCAAGUGUAUUGAAGGUCUGGCAACACUCACUGGUGCACCAUGUGAAAGUAUACCUUUACAAGCUGAAGGCACUAGAGGGGAAGACAUUUGUGCUGAUCUGAUCUGGGCCAAACUAUUGAGCUGUAGAGAUUUGAAUUUUUUAAUGGGAGCAUCUUGUGGUGGAGGCAAUAUGAAUGCUAAGGAAGAAGACUUUGCCCAGGUUGGACUGAGAUCAAAACAUUCCUACUCUAUUCUGGACAUUCAGGAUCUGGAAGGCAACAAGCUAGUUAGACUGCGUAACCCCUGGGGACGCUACUCUUGGAAAGGUGCAUGGAGUGAUGACUCUCCCAAAUGGAAAGAUGUUUCAGAGGCUUCAAGGAACAAGCUGCUGUCGUUUGGGGAAGAGCAUGGUGUCUUCUGGAUGGAGUUUUCAGACCUCAUGAGGUAUUUUGACAGUAUUGAUGUAUGUAAAAUACGCCCUGGCUGGGAAGAACGCAGAAUUCAAGGAGCGUUCCCUAUCAAUGGUACCAGCCCUUUAAAACUGAUCAAGUUAAGUAUAUUUCAUACUACAGAAGUAGAGCUAGGCUUGUUUCAAGAAAGUUCCAGAGGCACAAAUGGCAACAAAUUUCUGUUGGAUCUGUGCAUCGAAGUGUUAAAAGAAACCCAGAAUGCCCAGCUGGUGUCAGUGGGAAAGCUGGUUGUUCACAGCUCUCGUCAACUUCGUGGAUUUGUUGGUUGCCAUCACAUGUUUUCUCCUGGAGAGUACAUACUCGUGCCACUAGCAUUUAACCAGUGGAGAAAAGUGCCUGAUCUGUCAAAAGUCAGUCACCCAAGCUAUGUGCUGACAGUGCACAGCUCAAAAAAACUGAUGGUGACAGAGAAUAUUUGUGACAGACCCUAUCUACUCUGUGAUGCACUCAUUCAGUUGGCUGUCACAAAAGGAAGCAGAGAGGAGUUGCGGCCAGGUGUCACAGCUUACUCUCUUAUGAAGGGCUGGGCAGGGUGCAUCUUUGUAGUGGAGAACUGCCUGGAGUCCAAGUCCAUCCACCUGACCACAGACUGCACCAACAGCAUGAAUAUUGUGUCCACUAGGGAGACGUUGACUACAAUGGACAUCAUCCCCCCUUUCCACAGACAAGUCAUAUUAAUAUUGUCACAUUUAGAGAGAACCCUGCCUUACCAUCUUUCAAGAAAACUCAUCCACCGUCCUUUAAGCUCACAUGAACUUCCACAAAGACGGAAUGACCCUGAAUUAUCUCCAGAGAGUGCUAGUCUACAUAAAGCUAGACCUUACGUUUAGCAAAGGUUCAAAAGUUUUUUAAUCAUUUUUACUAUUUAUUGUUGUGUACUUACAAAGUUUGUUGGCUCAAUACUCAAUAUUUUCCAUGAUCGUUAUGUCCAGGGACCUUACUACAGCUGUCAGCAAUGCAAUUGUUUCUUUAAUUUCUGAUGCCAUUCUAAUUCAGUCAUAUCCUCAAAGCUCUUUUGAAAAAAAAAACUAUUUCUGCUAACAAUGCUUACUUUAUUAUACUCUAGCUCGAUUUUUCGCUUUUAAUGUGUCUAAGCUUUUUUUUUUUUAUGUUCUAUCAAAUUAGCAUUGAAGCAGCUUUAACUUUGAUAUCUGGUCUGUUAAAUGUGUUGAUCUUGUCUGCUCACAUUGGCCCAUGUACAUAACAAGGAUUAGCAGCAAUGUCUUGACAGAGCUUUGCCCUAAUAAAACCAUGCUUCAAAAUGUACAGGCUUGGUGGGAUCAUCUUCAAUUUUGUAUCUUUUAAGAGCUUCUUUUCUUUGCAAUUUCUUGCCCUAAACUCAAGGACAACAAUCAUCAUCGUUGAUGUCUUUAAGGACCAGCCCCUUCCAAAAGGAUGGUGUAAAAGUUAGCAUUACUUUUCAUUUCUAUUGUCCCAUCUCCAUCUACACAUUUAACAUGCUUAAUACAAAAAUAUUGAUUAUUAAUUUUUUAUAAUAAAAAAAAUAGUUGCUUCUUCGUAAUUUUGCAUUCUGAAUUUUUUUUUUUUUUUCAAUGGAAUAUUUGGUGAAAAUUUCUUGCAUUUUUUUAAAUUUUAUUAUGAUAAUUUUUUUUUUAACAUAAAAUAUACAUAUAUAUAUAUAUAUUACAUUUUUAGACAUUUAAGAAAAAAACAUUUACAUUUUUGUAGUAAUGCUUUAAUGCCAGCUAUUUUGUAAUGUUGAUUUCAUCUUAAUUUUUAAUUUCUAAUAUAAGAAAAUUAUUAUAUAUAGACACCUUGAUAAAGCAUUUGCAAUCAAUAAAACUUUCCUAGGCUUUGUUUUGUUUUCCAACAUUAAGGGCUUUGACUUUGAAAGUAAAAAUUCUCAAUUGACUAUGAAUUCUAUGUAGCAUUUGAAGUAGAAACUAAUUUGUUUUAGUGAGUUUUAUGAAAUAUAUUUUUUUUUCGUUAACGUUAUUAUCAAUCUAGACAAACAAUGGAUAUUUGAGAGUUCACAUGCUCGCACCACUGGUUUGGAGGUUGCAAACUGCCUUGGCUCUCCCACUUUAAGGCCUGGUUUAUCACUGUUGUAAAGGCCAAUGUUGGUUCUUGUUUAAUCAAUUUUAGUAGUUCCCUCUGUAGGGCUGAGUCAUUAAGCACAUGAGCAAACUGGUCCCUGAGCCUUGCCACCCUGAAACACUCCACUCUUUCCCGUUUCUGUUGUUUUAUGGCCAUGGAGUACUCUUCAAAUAGCCGGUCAGAAAAGUCUUGAAUGAACUCUGACCUCUGCUGACGUGAUCCAAGGAAGACCAUCUCAGCUUCGCGAACUGACAUGGUCUGUGCAAAUGCUAUGAGAAGUGCAUCAAGCAAUGCUUCUGGGUUACCUUUAGUUUGCGAUGUCUGUAAGCCUAACUCCCUUCUGGCAGGGCCGCUGAUGUUGUUUAAGAUGGUCACCACUUUCUCUUUUGAAGAGUAAGGCCUGAGUUCCCAGGAUUCCUUGAUAUCUCGUACAAACUCUUCAAUGGUUGGUUCAUCAGUGGUAACACUACCACUGAACUUUCGAACCCACUUAGAAGGUUCACUUAUGAUAAGGGGCCAGUUUCAGUGCUUGCUAUUGAGCCUGGAGAAUCUGUGUUGGCCACUCCUGUCCUUUCUGACUCUCCUCACCGAAUAAAGGAUCGACUUCCCCCCAAUCCAAUGCAUUGUGUUUCAUCCUAUUUUUUUCUAUUUAGCUGCAAGUUUUUAUAGAACCCUGACACAAAAAUCCUACUUCAAAUAACUAGUUCUAACUACACAGACUAAAAAAACUAGAAUUGGAGAAAAUGUGAGGAAUUCUAAUAUUAAUUAUCUAUGAGUACUGGUAUACUAAAAUAAAUUAAACUACCCUGGAAGGGAAUAGAAGAGAACAACAAAAAUAUAGUGAAAUUUGGAUGGUACUUGUGUCCAACUGCUGACAUGACUGGCAACUGACGUUCCUACAGUCAUGGAGGAGAUCUGAAGGCUCCACUCUUCAAAUCCCACUUCUGACACCAGAUUUCUGUGAUGGGUUUGGCACAAAAUUGAAUAAAUGACCAACACAAUGUGUAGGCUAAUUUCAAACUUUUAUUACAGAUUAAAAAAAACCUGCAGACAUACACAAACACAAUGAAACUUGUACAAAAAGGACUACACAAUGUGGCAUCAAGGAGUAGAUGCGGAACCAAGCUUCAGCAAAGGGUGCCAGCAGAAAGGGACAGUGACCACAUUGAUAUUUUCUUUUAAAUCAGUUGGCCUUUCUGGGGCAGAGGUCAACUUGAUCUUUCUGGACCCGUGCUUAAUUCUCUCCGCUACAUAUAUAUGAUAUAUAUUCUUACAUUGAUGAUUUGCUGUAAUAUAUACCUAAAAUUCAGAAAUUCUAGUUGCAUGUGAGCUUUCUGUUUUAUUGUUAUCUAUUAAAAAUAUAAACUAAACUUGUAGAUCAAGUAAAUAUAUAUAUAUAUAUGAUGCUUUCUUUUUAGUGCUUCUUGAUUAGAGGGAAUAAUAAUGGUUUGAAUCUGUUCUGGCAGUUUGUCAGUGGCAACCAGUUUAGACAUCUGACAAUCCAGUUUUCUGGUUUUAUCAUUAGAGACUUUUGAAGAUGAUUACUGAUUUUAAAAAAAAACCUGUGUUUUUGAUAUUUGUUGUAAAAAAGUAUAACAUUAUUGAUUUAAAAAAAAACCUGUUUUUGAUAUUUGUUAUAAAAACAUAUAACAAAUAUUAUUCAUUUGUUCACUAAUAACUUUGAUGACAGCUGUUUCUGCAUGGGCAGCUGUGAUCUUAUGAUGGCUAAAGAUUCAUAAUAAUAUUGAAGCCAGGUCCUAUCAUCUUUUAUUAUGUCACCCAUAAUGUUAAAACUACCUUCAACAAUUUGGGCAGUAAAUUUACACAUUGCUGCUUGUCACUGCCUCUCUGUGAAGCUCUAAUUCAUAAUAAUUUCUUGAUGCUUUUUUUCCCUGACUUUCCAUAAAGAAUAGUCUUCACAUUGGCAGUUUAAAAACGUGUACCAGUUUUAUUAAUCCUGUAAAAUAAUAUGACAGCUGCACACUAGAUCUAGUCACUAGAAUGAGAAUGGUCUAGCAAUGAGCUGAAGCAUUUCUGUGCAUUUUUUUUUCUCAUUUUUAUUUCUUUUGUAGGUCAGUGCUAAUCUUCCUCGACCUUCAAAAAAAAAAUUGCUUGACAAUUUACUGGCUAGUUUUUUGGGGGGGAGAUUUUGCUUUUGUCAGCAAUCUUGACCAUCCAUGUAUAUACAGUGCUAAGCUUUUAGUGUUUAAAAAUUUGUCUAUUUGCUUAAGGCAUUUCUUCUUGUGUCAAAUGCCUCUCCUUAUGACUAACACAUUUAUAAGUAAUUUAAUUGUAUUCACUGUGCCUUCUUUUUAUUCUCUCAUAACAUUGCAGUUAUCAAUCAUGCAGAACGUGGCUCCAAUCAAUACUCAUCCACCCAUCCAUCCCAGUGACAUUACAGCCCAUAAAGGGCCCUGGCCUUCUAGCUCAUCUCUCCCAUUCUGAUCUAUCCUGGGCUUAGGCUGUUGUAGAUCUGCCUCUGAAUCAUCAAGCCACCAUACUUGUGGUCUGCCUUUGGGGCAUCUGCUUUUUGUUUUUUCCAGUGAACAAUCUUUGCUCGUCUAUUCUCUGACAUUCUUCCAAGGUGACCUGUUUAAUGUUAUCUGUUCCUUUUUAUUUCCAUUACUAUGGCGGGGUCAUGAUAUAGCUGGUAUAUUUCUUGGUUGGUGUGACUCCUCCAUCCUGUUUCCUCAUGUAUGGCACCAUACAUUUUUUUUCCCUUUCUUAAGUAUUUAGCAGAUAAAUCAGUACUCAUGGGUUGUAGAAUGUUUUCAACAGCAAUUGCAUAAUGUUGAUUAACAUCUCAUGCACUGUAUAUUGAAUAGAUUGUUCAACAUGAAAUUCACUCAUUUUUUACCUAUAUUACUAGUAACAAACAAAAAACUAUCCUAAUUUGCCAUCUCCUUGCACAAGGUCAUCAUGUGAAAAUCUGUCUGAAACUUGUGACAUCCAUGCCCUCUUCCAUUUAUUGCUGUUUGGUAUUUAUUCAAACCAAUGUGAAUGCUGGGAAUAUCGUCACCAAUUUUUAUGGACAUGAUAUCACUGAAGUAAUUCAAUACAACCAGUGGUCAUACUGACUCAUGCUAAACUUGACUUUUAGGGAAAUACAGGCAAAAACUUUCUCAUUUCAAGCUCAUUUCUCCAACAGCACAGGCAUAGUAGUGAUGAACAUUUCAUUCACAGUUUGUUGAGUUGAUUCAUUAUAAUGACAUUAAAGAAUUUGUUACCUGCAUUAUCAUUGAAGAAACAAAAUCCCUUAUUUUCCAGUAACUUCUCCUUGCACCAGGUCAUCUGUGUUUUGACAUUUCUGACAUCCAUUCUCUCUAGCAUUUAUUUCUUCUUGGCAUUCCAUAUGAACCAAAGUCAAGGCUGGAAAUAGCUUUGCCAAUUUGUUUGUACAUGAUUUUACUUCAUUCACACAGUUGUAGUAUCUAGAUCUUUGAAUUGCUCAAAGCUAAGACCUAAAGAUGACUGACACAUUAUUGCCACAUUGACAUCAGUGUCUAUAGGUACUACAUAACAAAUAGAGGUAUAUUAUAUUAAAUGCUAAACAUUUCAUGCGCUUUUUUUUCAAACACCCCCCUGUCCAGGCUCCCUUUAAAGAAAGGAAAAAAAAAAGUAUAAAAAAAGAGCUUUAAACUAGAUGUAGUUUUUGUUAUUGAAAUGUUAAUAUUAAUUCUUUAUGAUAGUUAUUGUAAUAAAAAUGUAUUUUAUUUUGUGCUGUUCUGUUUGAGAACCUUUGCCAUGACAAUAUUAUAUCCCUUUGUGAACAAGGGCUUCAGUGGCCCAAAUCUCUUUUAAAAUCCCUGGAUAUAAAUAAUCCGUGUGAUUGUGUGUAAUGUAUGCAUGAUUGCGAACAAGUGUUUUCCCCGACCUGUCAAACAUUUGGGCAAGUCUGGGACAGGCAUAAAGAACAUGAUGUCCAUAUUUUUUUACAUUUUUUUUCUCUUCUAUUUUUCAUGGAUUUAUAUAUACAUGCAGCUUCUUUUAUUUAUUUUUUAUCCAAUGAAAUAAUUUAUUGUGAUGAAUUGUGUUUUGUACUUUGAUCUUAAAAAAAAAGUUUGUCUAUUUUAAUAUUUAUAUUUUGUGCGUGUUAAACUCAUUGAAUCACAGAAGCAGCUUCCGUCAGUUUUCUUCUUUAAGUUAUACCUUCAAUAUAAUGUUAUAUUUCUAACAUAUCAUUAUUGUCAAAUGGUUUUUGGCAGGAUUCCAAUAUGUACAAUAUAUUGUUAAUAUUUUUAAGAAAAGAUGCAAUAUAUUUCUGUUAUACGUACAUGCAUUUGUUUUUUCAAUUACACCAUCUGUUAUGUAUGUAUUAUAUGUCUGGUUGCCUUUUUUUCUAACUGUAAUGUUUUGAUUUGGAUAUUAAAAAUAUUUUAUUUGAUA
Biomphalaria glabrata is the source of this 8762-nucleotide messenger RNA. RefSeq names its product calpain-D-like. NCBI's taxonomy places the organism in Eukaryota, Metazoa, Mollusca, Gastropoda, Planorbidae. The record is from RefSeq and is a predicted model, not a curated record. Gene Ontology annotation, biological process: proteolysis. Gene Ontology annotation, molecular function: calcium-dependent cysteine-type endopeptidase activity. Gene Ontology annotation, cellular component: cytoplasm. Bases 338 to 3148 code for a protein of 936 amino acids. The transcript has 13 exons.